UAUGUAAAUAGCCAGAUAGAAUCGUUGAGUUUUUUAAAAAACAUCCUAAGCAUUUGGCGACGCCUUUGGUUAUUUUCUAUUGAAACAGUUGGAAAUACAAUACAAAGAUGGUGAGCAGGACAGGACCAGAGAACGCGAUGGACAACCGUGGUUCUAGUGUGGAGGUGUUUGAUUCGAAACCUCCUUCCACAAUUCUGGUGGAGCAGCCCUCUUUCCAGCAGCAGAAAGAGCGGGCGGCAUCGGUUGUGUCCAACCGCUUCACCCAGGAGGAGUACAAGGCCACCCAGCUGACGACGGCCCAGAAGACGUACGGGGCACAGAUGAAGCUGGGCAAGAAGAUAUCCAGGCUCAGGCUAUGGGCCGGCGGGUUCAUGGAGUUCACAAAGGUCAACUUCUACCGGCAGCUGGUCACGGAGUUUUACGGCACGUUCGUGCUCGUCUCGGUCGGCUGCUGCGUCAUCACGCCUGUCAAGCCGCAGGGAACUGAUGCGGCUCUCGAUAUGGCCUCCAUUAUACUAGGGUGGGGCUUUAUUGUGGCCAGCUUAGUGUGGACCAUCGCCCACGUCAGCGGCUGUUUCCUUAACCCGGCGGUCACCGUCGCGAUGUUUGUUAACAGAAGGAUCACCUUUGUUAGGUGUGUGGCGUUUAUCAUGGUGCAGGUACCGGGCGCCACAUGUGGUUCAUUUUUCCACAAGUUUCUACGUGGAGACAAGUUAAACACCACCUGCCAGACGCUCUUGAACCGAGACUUCGGGGUCACAGAGUUCAAAGGUUUUAUCGUGGAAUUUUUCCUGACCUUCCUGCUGCUCUUCUUCGUCUUCGCCACAACAGACCACAACAGACAGGACCACGGUGGUUCUCACGCCAUGAUGGUCGGGGGUGUCAUCAUCCCGCUUGUCAAUGUGGGGGCUGAAUUGACGGGAGCUGGGAUGAACCCGGCUAGAUCAUUCGGACCAGCUUUUGUUCAUGGAAAUUGGGACGCGCACUACAUCUAUUGGGUAGCCCCAAUCUUAGGCGGUGUCUGUGGCGGUUUAUUCUACGACCUGAUGUUCUCUGAGCGGGUGAUCAGCUGGCACCGUUACCUUCACGUGCAAGAGAUUCAUGAUGAAGAAGAGGAAGACAAGGACUUAUAAGGACGUUGAACAAAGUAAUUUAUCAUUACAGUGACGUUAAGAAUGUAUCUGGUCAAUACACUGUAUAUUUUUCUUUUUAUAUUUGUUUUUUUUUAUCGUUUUAUCAUAUUUAAUAUCAAUGAUCUACUACAUGUGUUUAGUUAUUUACAAUAUAGAGUCUGGUAUAUGUAGAGGUGCAUGGGCUGGAUGGUAGUUUUAGCGUGAAUUCUACAAGUGGAUGCUAAUUUUAGCGGUGUUGCUAAUGUGUAUGCUAAUUUUAGCAUUAGCUACAAGUGGAUGCUAAUUUUAGCGUGGUAGAUGUAGAAUGAAAUUUAAGCCAACAUUGGGAGGGACACAUUGUUGAUGGUGAGUAGAUCACCUCCCUAUCCUGUGCGAGCUCUAGUCCUUGACAGAGGGGUUUGAGAGAUGAUUCUCUACUCAGUCAUCAAAUGCAUUCAUUGAUAGAGACUAACGUUUCAGUCGGCAGUUUAUCUUCACGUGCAAUCGUGCCCACGAAACGAGUAAAGAAAAACGUCUUGUGUGAAUGCUUUGUAUAGAUGCUCUCAUUAAAAAAAAAAUUUCAACG
This is a messenger RNA of Physella acuta, 1698 nucleotides long. Its product is annotated as aquaporin AQPAe.a. Gene Ontology annotation, biological process: water transport; transmembrane transport. NCBI's taxonomy places the organism in Eukaryota, Metazoa, Mollusca, Gastropoda, Physidae. The record is from RefSeq and is a predicted model, not a curated record. Gene Ontology annotation, molecular function: water channel activity. Gene Ontology annotation, cellular component: plasma membrane.